Messenger RNA from Malus domestica (apple), 7538 nucleotides. RefSeq names its product methyl-CpG-binding domain-containing protein 9. NCBI's taxonomy places the organism in Eukaryota, Viridiplantae, Streptophyta, Magnoliopsida, Rosales, Rosaceae. Gene Ontology annotation, molecular function: protein binding; DNA binding. Gene Ontology annotation, cellular component: nucleus. The record is from RefSeq and is a predicted model, not a curated record.
UGCGCCUCUCCUGAUUGGUCCACGUGUAUAGCUGUCGCCUACGGCAGCCGGGUACACAUAUAAAUCUCCGGUGAGUCCGCCCCCACUUUACCCUCACCUCACAUCGCAGUUCAAAAAAUUAAAGAAAAAAAAAAAAAGUUUAGAGAGAGAGUGUCAGGUCGAUACGGUCCGCUUUCGGUCUUCAUUUCUGUGUUCUUUUUCCUCUGUGUGUUCCCUCGAACCCAAAAGCCAAAACCUCUCUUUUCUGUUCGUGUCAAAUCUCAGCCGUCCGAUCAAAUGGUACGAGCACCGACCUGGAGCUCCGAACCCCGACUCGGAUAAAUGGAACUCACCGAUUCAGCUGCCGACGAACUCAGAGCAGCGGCAGCCGCCGCCGCCAACGCCGAGCCAACUCGCUCCGUACUCGGCAUCGAUCUCAAUGAGAUCCCUUCCCCUUCCGAAACCCUACCCGAUUCCUUCGACGUCGUGAGGUCUUACCACGACCACCCCUCGCCGCCGCCCGGGGGCCUGGCCGGAGUUCCCGGCUCAGCUCAAGGAUCCGCAUGCGCCGCCUGCGGCAAGCCCGAGGUUCGCGGGAACGUGGUGGUCUGCGACGGCUGCGAGCGCGGGUUUCACCUCACAUGCGCGGGAAUGCGCGGCCGCCAGGCGGUGAAUCUGGUGGAGUGGGUCUGUGGGGACUGUUUGAGCGGUGGGGUUAGGAGCAAGCGGUGGCCGCUUGGGGUUAAGGCCAAGCACAUUCUCGAUAUCAACGCCUCGCCGCCGAGCGACGUCGACGAAUUCCCGGAAAUGCGCGAAUUGAGAAAGCACACUCCCGGUGGUAAUUCUUUUGGUGGCAAUCCAUUUGGUGCCCCAGUGACAUAUUCAAACUUCUCGUACUCUGGAAACGGAUAUGGGUUGGAAAAAGCUGCUGGGAUAAUGCCACACACAGCUAAAGUGGGCUUGGAAGAUAUAUUGCACCAUACACAGACUAUGGGUGGAAGCUUUGAGGAAUUAAUUUCGAGGUUUUCGCUUGGAAAGCAUAGUAAUAACAAUAAUACAGCUAUUAGAAUGCCAUCCCGGAGUCCAGAUGAGAUAGUUUUACAGGCUCUUAGAGAUUAUGUUUCUGAAAGGCAUGGCGUACUGGAGGAUGGUUGGCGUGUAGAAUUUAGACAGUCAACAGCCAGUGGUGAACCGUAUUUAGUAUACUGUGCACCAAAUGGGAAGACAUUUGGUUCAGUAUCUGAAGUUGCAUAUUUUCUUGGCUUGAUGCCUAACUACAAUUCCAUGGGAUCUGAAAUAAAGAGGGAGGGGUCUCUUUCUAAUACUGAGAAGACUUACGUAUCUAGAAAAAGAAAGUCAAGACUCUUACAUGCCAAUGGAUUAGCUGAAAAUAAGGAAAGUUUGCUCAGAGGCUAUUGCAAGGAGCUCCCUUCCAAUGGUCUAAGUAUGGAAGUUUCUGCCCGUUGUUUUGGAAAUAAUGUAAAACUUACAGAAGCUGGGACAGAAGAACAUGGUUGCAUUGGUUCUCGGCAAAGUGAUGGGGGAUUUCCGGUGCAGUUUGAAGAUUUCUUUGUUCUUUCUUUGGGAGAAGUUGAUACAAGGCCCUCUUAUCAUGAUUCUAAUCAGAUCUAUCCUGUAGGUUAUAAGUCAUGUUGGCAUGAUAAGGUUACUGGUUCUUUAUUUGUGUGUGAAGUUUUGAAUGGCGGUGAUUCUGGACCUGUUUUUAAGGUCAGAAGAUGUUCUUGUUCUGCCUUGCCACCCAAGGGUUCAACUAUCCUCUGUAGGCCACAACUUGGCAACUUUUACAGUCAAAUUAAUCAAGAAAGUCAUGACUUGACUUUUGAUAAUGAUGGAAGUAUCCAGAUGAUUCUGUCAGAUCCUUCGCCUAAGGAAAAUGAUAUUUUGUCUUGCCUGAGGAGUUGUUCAGUUGAAGCCAGUGAUGUCCAGACAUCAGCUGAACCGCAACUUGAAGAUAAUUCCGUUUAUGAAAAAUCUGGAACUCUUUCAUCUGCUGAUUUAGGUAUGAUGGAUGACAUUGGUGAGAUAUCAGUAGAAGACCAUUCUUCAUCUGCAGCUUGGGAAAUGAUUUCAAAAAAAGUUGUUAAUGCUUGUUCUGAAAUAUUUAAACAGAAGGGCAUUCUUAAAUUUUUCUGUAAGCAUGUUGAAAAUGCUCAGCGCUUCACAAAUGAGGUUAUAAAAAUGACAGUUGCAAAGUGAACCAAUCCAUUGGACAAGUUUUGUAGUUCACCAGGUUCUGUCAGCAUCUCUUCUGAAUUUCGAGCCGAUGAUGACCCUGGCUCUUUUUAUGACGUACUAGCAAAUUGGCUAGACCAGGAUAGAUUUGGUUUAGAUGUGGACUUUGUGCAAGAACUUUUGGAGCAGCUUCCUGGUGCCCAAUCCUGUUCUCAAUAUCAAUUUCUUAACAAUAGAAGUUCUAAUUCUACGCAGCUAACUGUUGGAAAUGGGCUUCUAGUGGUUAAAAUGGGGGCUGGAUUACAUGGUAAAGAAGAAGUGUUAGAUGGUUUGUUUAGGAGGUCCAAAAAAGUGAAGUUGGCCCAGGAUCACCUCAAGAGUGGUCAUCCACCUCCUCUUGGGAAGCCAUUGUGCUUCAGGAUUCCUCUUGCCCUUUUUGGUGAUGUUUAUCAGGUUUGGGAAUUAUUAUCGCGCUUUGAUGAAAUUUUGGGUCUAAAGGAGGCUUUUUCGUUGGAAGAACUUGAGGAGGAACUUAUUAACCCUUGGUUCGGCAGGUCAGAUUUUUCAGAGAAGUUCGAUAGGGAAAUCCAAGGCACUCAAGCGUUAAAUGCAAAUGGAAUUGAUUAUUCAAGUACUCAAUUAUCUUCUACCAUGGACUCUGGCUCGACAAUUUCUAGGAAUAAUCCACAUGCAUUCAUACAUAUGGAAACUGGAGCAAUGAAGGAGGCAGCUCAAGACAAAGUUGCAUCUGUUACUUAUAGCAGAUGUUCUGGCAUAGCGUUGACAAAGGCUCACAGAUCACUGCUAAGAGUGCUCAUAGGUGAGUUGCAGUCUAAGGUUGCUGCCCUGGUAGAUCCGAAUUUUGAUUCUGGAGAUCUGAAGUCAAAACGGGGAAGGAAGAAAGAUGUUGAUAUUUCAAUUCCUGUGAAAAGAGCAAAGCUUAAUAUACUCCCAAUUAAUGAACUGACUUGGCCAGAGUUAGCACGGAGAUACAUCCUGGCUGUAUUAGCCAUGGAUGGUAACCUUGACUCGCCUGAGAUUACUGCUCGUGAAAGCAGUAAAGUGUUUCGCUGCUUACAAGGUGAUGGUGGAGUGCUCUGUGGGUCUUUAACUGGAGUAGCUGGGAUGGAAGCAGAUGCACUUUUGCUUGCAGAGGCUACGAAGCAAAUUUUUGCUUCACUUAACAGAGGGAAUGAUGUACUUACCAUAGAAGAGGAGGUGUCUGAUGGACCAGGGGCUGUCGAGAAGAAUUUGGGGGAUGAUGGUAACAAUCCGCUAUGGGCGCAGGUGCUGGAACCUGUUAGAAAGCUACCGACAAAUGUCGGAACAAGAAUCAGAAAAUGUGUUUAUGAGGCUUUGGAAAAGGAUCCACCUGAAUGGGCGAGGAAAAUACUGGAACAUUCAAUCAGUAAAGAAGUUUACAAAGGCAAUGCAUCAGGACCUACGAAGAAAGCGGUUCUGUCACUGCUAGCAGAUGUAUCGGGUAAAGCAUUGCCACAAAAGGCUGAGAAGGGAAGAAAACGGAAGAUUAAUGUCUCUAUUUGUGAUGUUAUCAUGAAACAAUGCCGCAUUGUAUUUCGUCGUGCUGCUGCUGCAGAUGACACAAAGGUUUUCUGCAAUUUGCUCGGAAGAAAGCUAAUGAAUUCAAGUGAUAACGAUGAUGAGGGUCUUCUAGGAUCCCCGGCCAUGGUGUCUCGGCCUUUGGACUUCAGGACUAUUGAUUUGAGAUUGGCAGCUGGAUCCUAUGGGGGAUCACAUGAAGCCUUUCUUGAGGAUGUCAGGGAGUUAUGGAGUAAUCUACGUAUUGCGUAUGGGGAUCAGCCUGAUUUGGUUGAGUUGACUGAGAAGUUAGCCCAAAAUUUUGAAACAUUGUACGAGGAGGAGGUUGUCCCUCUUGUUCAUAAGCUUGCGGAGUAUUCAAAGUUGGAAGGCCUAAGUUCUGAAAGGAGAAAGGAAAUUGAUGAUUUACUUGCUUUCACAAAUGGGAUUCCCAAAGCCCCUUGGGAUGAGGGAGUAUGCAAAGUAUGUGGCAUUGAUAAAGAUGACGACAGCGUACUGUUGUGUGAUACUUGUGAUGCUGAGUAUCAUACUUACUGUUUGAAUCCUCCUCUUGCAAGGAUCCCGGAGGGAAACUGGUAUUGCCCCUCUUGUGUUGUUUCUAAACAAAUUGUUCAAGAUGCAUUGCAACAUCGUCAUGUCAUUAGAAGACGACGUAAAAAUUACCAGGGAGAAGCUAUCCGAGUUUUCUUGGAGACACUUGCACAUUUAGCAGCGAAAAUGGAAGAGAGCGAGUAUUGGGAUAUCAACUUGGACGAGAGAACAUUCCUGCUGAAGUUCUUAUGUGAUGAGUUGCUUAAUUCAGCAGUUAUCCGUCAGCACCUUGAGUAUUGUUCUGAGACAUCGACUGAAUUGCAGCAGAAAUUGCGUUCUUUAUCUGUAGAAUGGAAGGUCCUCAGGUCCAGACAAGAAAUUUUGGUUUCAAGAGCUGCAAGGGUCGAUGCUAGUGCCAAUAUAAGGGAAGGGCUUUCGGCUUCAGUUGAAACCAAUGAAAGAUGUCUUCGUCAAUCACAGGCUUUGAGUGGCAGGUCUAACUCCUUAAAUGCAGUCUCUGAUGAUUCGGCACUAGAGGGUGCUCAAGGGAUUGAUAAAUACCCAUCUGUCAGUAAUGCAGAAUAUAAUAGCCAACAUAUUGUAGACACUGAAGUUAGGGAAAAAGAUGUCCAUGCUGCUUCAGAUGACAUCUCUGCACCUGGGAAGUAUUCUUCAAAUAUGGCUUCUGAUAAAAGCGAAAUAUCCUCUAGACAAAUCGAGUUACCUUCAUCAAAUUGUUUGCCACAUGAAAUCAAUGGGCCUAGUAAAGAAGUAGGUUGUGUUGGUCAUCCACAAGACGAUGUUGAAAUGGAUGUUUCUCUGCCUUUAGAUCAGAAAGGACUUAGUAUCCCGUCAGAUGUGAGGAGUAAUCAUGUGGGAGAGCAGAUGUCACCUGCUUCUGUGAAUGAAUCACAAUCCUACCACCUUGAGUUGAACUCUGUCAAAACUGAUUUAUCCCUUUUGGAGGAUUCGAUUGCCAGUACAGAAUUCGAGCUUCUAAAGGUGUCAGUUCGGAGGGAGUUCCUAGGAAUUGAUUCCCUUGGUGGUUUAUACUGGGCUUCAGCUCUUCUGGGCGGACAUGGUCGGAUUAUUGUAGAUCGAAGUGUGUCAUUGAAGCAUGGUAUAAAUGUGAAAGAUUGCAGAGACUCUGUGUGGAGUUCUGUUGCACAGAGUUGUGGGCCAUCUGGUAUGGGUAGCUUGCCGUUAGAGGGGUCCAAAGUUGGCUGUCCGUAUUUAUUUGAACCGAACAACAGCAUUUCGUUUAGUGCCCCUUGGGUUUCUUAUCAAACUGAUGCAGAAAUUGAAGAACUUAUAGGUUGGUUAAAGAACAAGCACCCUAAGGAAAGAGAGCUGAGGGACUCGAUUCUGCACUGGAAAAGGUCAAGAUUCCGAAAGUUUCAGAAAAUUAGAAGCCAAGGACAGGAUGAGCUCCUAACUACUAUUUCAGUGACUAGAAAUGCUGAUAAAACUGAAAUUUCUGAUUGUCUUGGUACUAGGGCAGCCACUUUGCUGGAGGAGCUGUAUGGUCCAUGCUCCGAGAUGGAAACCGCCGACAUCUCCAAAAAGUGGGGAAAGAGAGCUAGAGUAACCAAUGAUGAGAAAGGGUACCGGUGUGAAUGUUUGGAACCCAUUUGGCCCAGUAGACACCAUUGCCUAUCUUGCCACAGAACCUUCUUCACGGAUGCUGAACUUGAAGGGCACGAUGAUGGUAGGUGCAUUCCAGCUUCAGCAGCCUGUGAGAAGGGAAAGGAAAUAAGUGAUUCUAAGUGUGAGAUGAAUCAGGAAGAGCGCAGAGGUGAACUGAACUGUGUUGAAACUUCCAAAAGUGCAUGUCCUGAGCUUAGUGCGAAGUUGAUUAAGUUUCAAAACGGAAUGUUAGGUUGCCCAUAUGACUUUGAAGAGAUCUGUUCCAAGUUUGUGACCAAUGAUUCAAACAAGGAUUUGAUACAGGAAAUAGGUCUUAUAGGUUCACAAGGAGUUCCAUUGUUUGCCCCACCUUCUCCUUAUCUGAGUGAUUCUACGCUAGCGAUACUAUCUCAGAAAGAUGUCAGUGCACCUGGUCAUGGACUGGAGGCGGCUGAACAGCUAGUUUCACAAGGAAAGACUAAUGUUGAUAUUGCAUGCAGUAGCAAUCUAUCCAGGACAGGUGAUGGAAUGAUGUUGCUAAAUGCUAACAAACUAGCUUUGGGAUUUCUGGAACGAGGGAAGAAAAGACAUUCAAAUAGCCAUUCUUCUGUUGUGGGGGCUGGUUGUUUCUGUGUGGUCCCCCAAUCUUCUUUGAGGCCCUUGGUUGGCAAAGUUUGUCAAAUUUAUAGGAGACUCAAGAUCAAUCUGCUUGAUAUUGAUGCCUCACUCGCUGAAGAAGCUCUAAGACCAUCAAAGGCACAAUUGGAAAGGAGAUGGGCCUGGCGUGUGUUUGUUAAAUCAGCUGUGACAAUAUAUGAAAUGGUCCAGGCGAUGAUUGUGCUGGAGGACAUGAUAAAGACCGAGUAUCUAAGGAAUGAGUGGUGGUAUUGGUCAUCAUUUUCAGCUGCUGCCAAAAUUUCUACUAUGUCUGCACUUGCCCUGCGUAUAUACUCCCUUGAUGCUGCUAUCCUGUAUGAGAAGAUGUAUCCAAGUUCAGAUCUCACCGACAAGUUGGAGCCCAGCAGCGCACUGGACCUGAAGCUGCUUCCAGUUUUGGAUUCAGCAGAAAAAACAAGGUUAACUAGGAAAUCUAACAAGAAAAGAAAGGAUACAGAGGGUUGAUCUUUGGAAGUGUGAUUCUGAGUUUGUGGAGAUUAAUCCGGACAGGGUUGUUCUCGGUGGACGUGAAGCAGCAGUGGGUGGUAGUGAAAAUGACCGUCGCACCACAUAUUGGGUGGCAUUGGACCAGAACAAACCAGACAACUAGUUUGGCCAAUUGAAGGUGGUCACUGCUGCUGCUGCUGAAGCGUUGAUCUGUACAUAAAAGGUAAAGCUUACAUGCUAACUUGGAUGCGGAGUAUGAAAGCAGUGUUUGUACAUUAUCUGCUUAGAGGAUUCGAGUACCCAGACAAAUUUGAUAUGUGCAGAUCGAUCCAAUUUUGCAAUGUUUUCUGCUGCAGCUUUCAGAAUUGUUGCUUGGAAAGGGAGAAAAGGAAUCAACUGGCGAAAAGAGCGAGACCAAUAUAUAGGUAUAGUGGGAAGUGGGAACUUGGUGUAAAAAGACAGAAAACAAAAAAGAAAAAAAAAUUGGCAAAUGUUGAGCUGUUGAGCUAGGCAGGUUUUUAGUCAAUAUUUUCAUUCUUUAUACA